Molecule: messenger RNA, 811 nt
Organism: Microplitis mediator
Lineage: Eukaryota; Metazoa; Arthropoda; Insecta; Hymenoptera; Braconidae
Gene: tko
Product: 40S ribosomal protein S12, mitochondrial
Exons: 4
Coding region: 302-775 (157 amino acids)
Biological process (GO): translation
Cellular component (GO): ribosome; small ribosomal subunit
Molecular function (GO): structural constituent of ribosome
Source: RefSeq, a predicted model, not a curated record
CUUACUCAUGAAAAAAUUUCCUUUGUAGUUUUUAAAUCUCUUUUUACGCAAAAUAAGUAAAUUUAUUUUGACGUCAAGUUGUAAUUAAAUUUCAAAUUGAGUUCUUAGUCUGCCAUUGAUGGAGCAAACCUGACCCCAAGUCGACUAUACUGUCCGAUGAUGAAGUAGAAUUAUCUUGAUAGUUUCAAAUAUUGUCACUACGCGCGUUGUGUUUGUCAAAAUAAACGUGACAAACACAAAUAUUUUCAAAAUUUAUAACAAUAUAGUGUAAAAUAACAAUUAAUCGUUGAUUGUCAUAAAAAUGAGUAUUUUAGCAAAAGGAUUCAACCUAUUUCGUUCGCAAGUGGGAAAGUCCGUAGAAGCAUCAAAAGUAUGGAAUCUUACAAAAUCAUGUGUCGACAAUGCAUUCACAGGUUUGGCUGAGUUCAAAAGAAUGGGCUCUUCUUUAUUUCAAAUGCACAAAAAAGGUCCUCACGUUAAAAAACGUAACAAACGUCGCCCUUUGGACGGUAAACCCUUUGCCAAAGGUGUCGUCCUUAAAACGCUUAUUAAGAAACCAAAAAAACCAAAUUCCGCUAAUAGAAAAUGUGUACUUGUGAAACUGUCUAUUGGAAAAGAAAUGGUUGCUUAUGUACCUGGUAUAGGUCAUAAUCUACAAGAACACAACAUCGUACUUUGCCGAGUAGGCCGACUAAAAGAUACACCAGGAGUUAAAAUAAAAUGUGUCAGAGGUAAAUAUGAUUUGUCUCAUGUGAUAAAACCUGAGCCGAAGUAAAAAAAAUACAUACGUUAUUAUAUCAAUAAUUAGUUA